Messenger RNA from Diospyros lotus (date-plum), 1279 nucleotides. RefSeq lists its product as uncharacterized. Lineage: Eukaryota; Viridiplantae; Streptophyta; Magnoliopsida; Ericales; Ebenaceae. The record is from RefSeq and is a predicted model, not a curated record. Gene Ontology annotation, molecular function: zinc ion binding; nucleic acid binding. The transcript is spliced from 4 exons. Bases 220 to 975 code for a protein of 251 amino acids.
AUAAAAUAAGCCCCGGUUUGUGGUUUGUGGUUUGUGGCUUGUGGCUUGUGGUUUAUGCACUUCGGCUUGCCUUGUCUUUCCAUUCUUUCCUUCUCUGUUAAUUUGCAGCAGCGAUACACGCUCGCUCGUCCCAGCAGGGAGGAAGUAGCGGCUGUGGUGUGGUGGUAUUGACGUUUUUGCAGAUCAUUUGUGCUUGUAUCAAUUGGUAUAAUUUUGAAAAUGAGCUCAGGCAGCAGGAGCAGGAGCAGAAGCAGGAGUCCGAUGGAUCGGAAGAUACGUACGGGACGGUCCUCCUAUCGUGAUGCACCCUACAGAAGGGAACGUCGGGGUUUCAGCCAGAACAACCUUUGCAAUAACUGCAAGCGGCCGGGUCAUUUUGCCAAAGAAUGCCCUAAUGUGGCAAUCUGUCACAACUGUGGUCUUCCAGGGCACAUUGCAUCAGAAUGCACCACAAAAUCACUAUGCUGGAACUGUCGAGAGCCAGGUCACAUGGCUGGCAACUGUCCUAAUGAGGGCAUCUGCCACACAUGUGGGAAGGCAGGACACCGUGCUAGGGACUGCACAGCUCCUCCAUUGCCACCUGGUGACCUGAGGUUGUGCAACAACUGCUUUAAGCAAGGCCAUAUCGCUGCUGAUUGUACAAAUGACAAGGCAUGCAAGAACUGUAGGAAGACAGGCCACAUUGCACGCGAUUGCCAGAACCAACCUGUCUGCAACUUGUGUAAUAUUUCUGGGCAUGUGGCUAGAGAAUGCCCAAAGUCCAAUAUGAUCCAAGAGAGGGGUAGCGGGCCUCGUGGUGGUGGUGGUGGUGGUGGUUUCCGAGACAUUAUAUGUCGGAGCUGCCAGCAGCCUGGGCAUAUGAGCCGGGAUUGCAUGGGCCCGCUGAUGAUAUGUCACAAUUGUGGGGGAAGAGGACACUAUGCAUUUGAAUGUCCCUCUGGGAGGUUUAUGGAUCGCUUCCCUAGGCGAUACUAAUUGAAGAAAGGUGGUGUAAUGCUUUUGAGUUAAGGUACCAGCUACUCGUUUGCUUUCUAUGGAAUUGGGUUGGUUUGGCCGUUCUGUACUUCUGAACCGGUAACUAGGGACACUGAACUCCCCGGACUUUGAUUUGAUUUUACAACUUUUAUGAUAUCUGUAUCUGUUGGACUGACUUAUAGCAGUUGAUGUUUUUCCCAUUUAUAAAUCUGGUACCGCUUGAUAAACAGCAUGGCCGCGGCCGCAGCUUGCAGUGAAGCUGCAUGGUAUUUACAAUGAUGACAAUAUGAAGUUCGCUUACUAA